AAAGCCACUUGGAGUCACCACUUAUCGAUGCUGGGAUCUAGAGAUUUUUACCGUGUUCAAAUCAGACACACCAGAGGAGGGCAUCGGAUCCUAUUAUAGAUGGUUGUGAGUCACCAUGUGAUUGCUAGGAAUUGAACUCAGGACCUCUGGAAGACCAGCCAGUGUUCUUAAAUGCUGAGUCAUCUCUCCAGCACACAAGUCAAUUUUUGAUUUGUAGUUUGUGUUUAUUUUUGCGACAGUCCCACUCUGUAUAUCAAGGUGGCAUUGAACUCCAGGAAGGAAAUUCUGAGGGGAGUUUGAGAGGAUCAUUUUUCCUGAAAAUCAGUCACAAUGAGUGUUGACUCCCUACCCACCCUCUUUCAGUGGGCAAGAGACAAUCUACUGAAGGAGGAAGCUUUAGCCAUUUCUGCUCUGGAGGAACUGCCCAUUCAUCUAUUCCCAGAGAUGUUCAAGGUAGCCUUCACUGAUAGGCAUACAAAGGUCCUGAUUGCAAUGGUGUCUGCCUGGCCCUUCCCAUGCCUUCCUGUAGGAACCCUAAUAGAGGACCCACAUCUGGAGACUUUGAAAGCAGUGCUUGAUGGGUUGAAUGUCCUGGUAACAGGGAAGGUUCAUUCCAGUAGGUGCAAACUCAGAGUCCUUGAUUUGAGGAGGAAUGUGCACCAUGACUUCUGGAGCAUACAGACUGGAUCCCAUGAAGAUAACUGCCCAGCACAGAUCGUGGCACAGAAGCAGCCAGUGGAGACCUGCCCUAACCCUAGAAGGGAGAUACCUUUUAUGGUGGUGACCGACUUUGAACUCACGCAGGAGAGUUUCGAUGAAUGGACCAUAUACUUGAUGCAGUGGAUCCAGGAGAGAAAAUCUUCCAUUCAUCUAUGCUGUAGGAAGCUGAACAGUUGUGCCUCACCAGUCUCUAAUGUCAUAGAGAUCUUUAAAUUGGUGGAUUUAAACUGUAUCCUGGAGCUACAGCUGAGUCAGUGGUGGCCUGAAGUCCUGGAAGAACUUGAUCCUUACCUGGAGGGAAUGAAUAAUCUUCACACACUCAUGUUAGAGGGAUUGAAGCCCUUCAGAUUUACUGCUUGUGAAGAAGACCAGGAAGACGAGUGGCAAAGCACGUUGCCUUCUCUGCUCUCCAACUUUGGCAGUCUCCAGAAUCUCUAUUUGAAUGAUAUCUACCUUCUAGAAGACUCCCUUGACAAGUGGCUUGGCUGCCUGAAGACCCCUUUGAAGACCUUGUCAAUUACGGACUGCCCUAGGCUCUUACAGUCAGACUUCGAGUGCCUGCCAAAUUGUCCGAAUAUUUGUAAGCUCAAGCAUCUGAACCUGAAUGCUCUGUUUCUAUCUGAUGUAGGCUAUGAGAUUCCAGGGCUCAUCCUUGAGAAAGUCACAAGUACCCUGCAAAUUCUGGAACUGGAGAGGUGUGGAAUGACAGACCCUCAUUUCAAAGCCCUCAUGCCUGCUCUGAGCAAAUGCUCCCAGCUCCUUAAAGUCAGCUUCUGUCAUAAUGAUAUCUCCCUGCGUGUCCUGAAGACCCUUCUUUGUCACACAGCCAAACUGAGCCAGCUGACCCAGGAGCUGUACCCUGCCCCUCAGGAAUGCUAUGAGGAUUACAAGAUACUUAAAGACAGAUUUAAGAAACUUUGUCCAGAACUGCUGAACAUACUUAAGGCCAAAAGGCAGCCCAAGAAAGUCUCUUUUACUACACAAACCUGCUUGAAGUGUUUACAUUCCUGUCAUUAUUAUUAUAACCUGGAGGCUACAGAUUGCCUUUGUCAGUGCAUUUGUCAGUAAGUAGAAUAAGGUUGCUUCUGGUACCAAGAAUUGAGCACUAUGUAUGUGGAUGUCCUUAUUUGCAUGUAAUAAAUAUUCUGAG
Molecule: messenger RNA, 1870 nt
Organism: Mus musculus (house mouse)
Lineage: Eukaryota; Metazoa; Chordata; Mammalia; Rodentia; Muridae
Gene: Pramel6
Product: PRAME like 6
Exons: 5
Coding region: 331-1788 (485 amino acids)
Biological process (GO): negative regulation of cell differentiation; negative regulation of apoptotic process; positive regulation of cell population proliferation
Source: RefSeq, marked validated